Westerdykella ornata is the source of this 2904-nucleotide messenger RNA. RefSeq names its product chromatin structure-remodeling complex protein-like protein rsc1. The transcript is spliced from 3 exons. NCBI's taxonomy places the organism in Eukaryota, Fungi, Ascomycota, Dothideomycetes, Pleosporales, Sporormiaceae. The record is from RefSeq and is a predicted model, not a curated record. Gene Ontology annotation, cellular component: RSC-type complex. Gene Ontology annotation, molecular function: chromatin binding; protein binding. The coding region runs from base 82 to 2733 and encodes 883 amino acids. Gene Ontology annotation, biological process: chromatin remodeling.
CUCUCAUAGAGAAUACAAUCUCAAUUUUCCAAGCGGAUUCAAACGACACCCAUUUCUCUGGAGCGUUCUGUACCCUCCAAGAUGGGAUCUCCGCGUGGGGUGAGCUCUACACCCGUCCCAACCACAGAGACUGCCGAAGGCGCGUCCUCGACUGUAACCGAAGAGGAAUGGAAGGCCAUGUCCACCGUGCUGGCCAACGUUAAUGCGCACCGAACCGAAGAUGACUAUGAUCCCACCCAUCUCUUCCAGCGCAAGGUGUCCAAGCGACAGCUGCCCGAUUAUUACGAUAUCAUCAAGGAGCCAAUGGCCCUGAGCAUCAUCAAGUCGAAGAUCCAGAAGAAAGAGUACAAGAGCUUUUCCGAGUUCGUGCGCGACUUCGCCCUCAUACCACAUAAUGCCCAGGUGUACAACCGGCAAGAGUCGGCUGCGUACCAGGAUGCGCUGGAGGUAAAGAAGGUGCUGGAGGCAGAGCUGAAGAAGUUGGUAGAUGAGAAGGUUAUCACGCAAGAAGUUGCGACGCUUCCCUACCUGGGCGAAAUUCCGGAGCAAGACCCCUUGCCCCCCGAAGACGAGGAAGAAGAAGAUAGCGAAGACGACGAGCGCGACGAGGAGGAGGACGAGGACGAGGAAGAGGAAGACGAAGGUAAACGCAGGAAGCGGCGCGGCGCGCGAUCAACAGCCGCCAUUUCCAAGCGCGAGACAGGGAAGGCCAAGGACGAAACCAGAGAGGAUCCAGAGUCGAGGAAAAAGCGCGGGAGGCCACCGCGGGUGGACACGCCCAUGGAAGCUAGGAUAAAAAAUAUCAUGAAGGCGAUCAGGAAGCCGCGAAACGAUCAAGGAAAGCUGAUGGUCAGCGCAUUCGAACGUGUUCCCGACAAGGCUGCAAUGCCUGAGUACCAUGCUGAGAUCAAAACCCCGAUGGCCAUGGACAUUUUGAAACGCAAAUUGAAGCGCAAGAAGUACAACUCCGUGGACCACUUUAUGCAGGACGUCGAACUCAUGUUUGAGAACGCUAAGCAGUACAACGAGGAUGAUAGCCAGGUGUACAAGGACGCAGUGCAUCUCCAGAAGGAGGCCCGGAAGGUAGCAAAGGAGGAGAAGGAGAAACCAGACAGCGAAUAUGCUUCAGAAGAAGGCCGUAUACCCAUGCCGAAUGGCAUCCUCCAUAAUGGGGAGCUCUGGAAGGUUGGCGAUUGGGUCCACAUCCAGAAUCCCAACGAUCUCACCAAACCCAUUGUCGCGCAAAUCUAUCGCACAUGGCAGGAUGUCGACGGUGGGAAAUGGGUAAAUGCUUGCUGGUACUACCGGCCCGAACAGACGGUGCACCGCUUCGACAGGCAUUUCUUGGAGAAUGAAGUUGUCAAGACUGGGCAAUAUCGCGAUCAUCGCAUCGACGAGGUCGUCGACCGUUGCUUCGUCAUGUUUGUGACACGGUAUAACAAGGGCCGACCUCGAGAUUUUCCCGCUGAUAAGGAGAUCUACGUGUGCGAAGCGCGGUACAACGAGGAGAAGCAUAAACUCAACAAGAUCAAAACUUGGGCAAGUUGCUUGCCUGACGAAGUCCGCGACAAGGAUUAUGUGAUGGACUUGUUUGAGCAUCCUCGCAAGUUGAAGAAAGUGCCUAGUCCCAUCGCCUAUCUUCUGCGCGAUGACCAGAAGGAGACAGAUGAUCUGCCGAAGCCUGAAUGGGGUGCUGAGAAUGCUCCACCGAAGAUUGGCGCCGUCCAUAGGCGUCCGCGCGAUCCAAAGGAGUCUCCCCCGCCAGAGCCCACCCCAUCACCGCCUCCACCGCCUCGGCCCGCGCCAGUAAUGGCAACGCCUAGCAUCCCUCCUCCGACUAAUGGCUAUGGCAGCGAAACGCAACGGAACUAUCCCAUUGCACAAGCUCCCGCUGUUUCGCCAAUGCCCGUGCCAACACCUCAACCUCACCAUGUGCAGGCUGCAUAUACCCCAACCCAUCCAACACAGUACCAUGCGCAUUCAGCAUCGCCGGUCCCACACGCCUCUCAGCAUCCCGUGCAGCAGCCUACAAGUUACCAAGCCAUCACUCCCCACCUUCCUUUUUCGACGCCACAGCCUGCGCCAGUAGUACCGCAAUACGCUUCUCGACCGGCGCCAACGUAUCAGCAAUCAACCUAUGUACAGCAACCUCCAGCUGGUUACCAAGCUCCGAAACCUGUGGAGGUGUAUAUCCUGAAUGACCACGCCAACAACUCCAUUCCACCCGAAAUCCGAGAUCAAUUUCAGCGGGACGAACAGGGCAGAGUGCUCUUCUUCACCGCUCCGCCACUGAACACAUCGACCGUCGCGGCGAAGAACGGAAAAACUCUCGGACACUCGGCACGCUAUCUUGCAAAAAGGGCGGAAUGGGAGGCCGAACGCGCUGCAAAACGUAAGGCAAGAGAUGCAGCCCUCGCUGAGCGGGAACAAGCCGCGAAGAAGGCAUGCGCGGAGAAAGAGGAAAGGCUCAAGCAAGAGAUCGCUGAGCUGCAGACACGGGCUUUGCAGGCGCUGGGGGAUCAACUUGCUGUAGCCACGAAGACGGAAUUCGAAAAUGUGUUUGCCGGCGGAGAAACGAACGAGGCCAUGAUGAGGUGGAUGGACCAGUUGACGGAGGCGCAGAAAGUGGCUGUUCAGAAGAAUCUACAGAGGGAGGAGAGAAGAUUGAAAGAGAAGGCGGGGGAGAAGACGGUCAUUACCGGUAUGACGGUGCGGUUAGAGGAGAAGUUUUGAGCCCGGACCAUGAGGAGGAGGUCGGUUCAUAUCAUGGGAGUUUUUAUUAUGGAGUAUCAAACGAUACAUUAUUGGACAACUGGGUACUUCUAGCGCGGCGGUUAUACCCUCUCUCAUAGGGACUGGUAGCAUGACAUAUCUGUAUACCAAACUGUGUAUCUAUAGUUCUAG